AGAAGAAGAAGAAGAAGAAGAAGAAGAAGAAGAAGAAGAAGAAGAAGAAGAAGAAGAGGUCAGAUCUGCUGUGGGAGAUGAACAUUAUCAGACGCUUCUCCUGGUUUUGCCGAUAAAGCUGAGUCUGAACCUCUGAGCCGGAAUGGGGGACUGGAACUUGUUGGGGAAGUUGUUGGAGAGCGCUCAGGAGCACUCCACCGUGGUGGGUAAAGUCUGGCUCACGGUGCUGUUUAUCUUCCGGAUCCUGGUUCUGGGAACGGCCGCUGAAAAAGUGUGGGGCGACGAACAGUCCGGCUUCACCUGUGACACCAAGCAGCCUGGUUGUCAGAACGUCUGCUACGAUAAAACCUUCCCCAUCUCGCACAUUCGCUUCUGGGUGAUGCAGAUCAUCUUCGUCUCCACCCCCACACUCAUUUAUUUGGGCCACAUCCUUCAUCUGGUCCGUAUGGAAGAAAAGGAGAAAGAGAAGGAGAAGGAACUGGCCCUCCACAAUGAAAAGCAGCAGCAGGUCGUUUGUAGUAAAGCCAAGAAGGGUCCGAUUAAAGACAAUCAGGGUCAUGUGCGAUUGAAAGGCGCACUUCUACGAACAUACGUCUUCAAUAUCAUUUUCAAAACCCUAUUUGAGGUGGCGUUCAUUGUGGCUCAGUACUUCUUAUAUGGGUUUGAGCUGAAGCCCAUGUACACCUGUGACCGCUGGCCUUGUCCUAACAUGGUCAACUGCUACAUCUCUCGACCCACUGAGAAGACCAUCUUCAUUCUCUUCAUGCUGGCUGUGGCCUGCAUCUCACUGCUGCUCAACCUGGUGGAAAUGUACCAUCUGGGCUUCACCAAAUGCCACCAGGGCCUCCGAUACAGGCGGUCUCGCAAUGCCACCGAGGCCUCCAAAGCCAUGAGCGAGGCCGUCAUGCCUUUUGUCCCGAGCUAUAACUACUUUGCCGCUCCCCCUGCCGCUCCUGAGCCUUUUCCCUCUGAACCCAAGUACAGCUUAGCAGAGCCCAACUCUGCUUACAGCCCUUACAACAGCAAAGCGGUUUACAAGCAAAACAGAGACAACAUGGCUGUGGAGAGGAAAGGAAAGGCAGAAGAUGAUGUGAAGGAGAGGAAAACGUCCAGCGCCGGCUUCGAUAUGCCAAUAGACAACCAUCGGAGAAACAGUCAGUCAAGUAAACACAGCAACAACAAGAGCAGGGUGGACGACCUGAAGAUUUAGUUUAGUUUAGGAUUUAUCCCUGACUCAGAAACAGGAACAGAAUCAGCAGCUACAGCUUCAUGCA
Messenger RNA from Sphaeramia orbicularis (orbiculate cardinalfish), 1274 nucleotides. It is a transcript of the gene gja2, whose product is annotated as gap junction protein, alpha 2. The transcript has 2 exons. Gene Ontology annotation, cellular component: connexin complex. NCBI's taxonomy places the organism in Eukaryota, Metazoa, Chordata, Actinopteri, Kurtiformes, Apogonidae. Bases 143 to 1210 code for a protein of 355 amino acids. Gene Ontology annotation, biological process: cell-cell signaling. The record is from RefSeq and is a predicted model, not a curated record. Gene Ontology annotation, molecular function: gap junction channel activity.